Messenger RNA from Oryctolagus cuniculus (rabbit), 4654 nucleotides. RefSeq names its product myosin VIIA and Rab interacting protein (gene MYRIP). Gene Ontology annotation, cellular component: cortical actin cytoskeleton. NCBI's taxonomy places the organism in Eukaryota, Metazoa, Chordata, Mammalia, Lagomorpha, Leporidae. Gene Ontology annotation, molecular function: actin binding; myosin binding; small GTPase binding. Gene Ontology annotation, biological process: intracellular protein transport. The record is from RefSeq and is a predicted model, not a curated record.
AAGCCGCUGCCGCCGCCGGCGCCGCCACGCUCCCAGCUCCCGCUGCGGCUGCGGUUCUGGCGCCCGAGCCCCCGCGGCGCUGCAGCCCAGCCUGGGCGCGCAGACCGACCCGCGUGUCGCGCUGCGGCAGGUGCCCUGGGCAUCCCGAGACGCAGUGCCUGCUCCCGGCUGGCCACCCCGCGUCUUAUGAACCAUGGGGCGGAAGCUGGAUCUGUCCGGUUUGACUGACGAUGAAACUGAACAUGUUCUCCAGGUGGUUCAGAGAGACUUCAAUCUUCGCAAGAAAGAGGAAGAACGACUCAGUGAGAUGAAGCAGAAGCUGGAUGAGGAAGGCAGCAAGUGCAGCAUCCUCUCGAAGCACCAGAAGUUCGUGGAGCACUGCUGUAUGCGCUGUUGCUCGCCCUUCACCUUCCUCGUCAACACCAAGCGCCGGUGUGGGGACUGCAAGUUCAACGUCUGCAAGAGCUGCUGCUCCUACCAGAAGCGGGAGAAAAGCUGGGUCUGCUGCGUCUGCCAGCAAGCGAGGCUUCUGAGAACACAGUCUCUCGAAUGGUUCUACAACAACGUGAAGAGCCGCUUCAAGCGCUUCGGCAGCGCCAAGGUCCUGAAGAACCUGUACCGGAAACACCGGCUGGAGAGCGGCGCGUGCUUUGACCUUCUCGGAGGAGGAUUGUUUGAGUCAAAUCUGGAGACUGAAGGAAGCGUUUCAGGAAGUGACUCAACAUUUUAUAGGCAGUCGGAAGGACACAGCAUGAUGGACACCUUGGCUGUCGCCCUGAGGGUGGCUGAAGAAGCCAUUGAGGAAGCCAUCUCCAAAGCAGAAUCCUACGGGGACAGCCUGGACAAGCAGAACGAGGCCAGUUACCUGCGGGACCACAAGGAGGAACUAACGGAGGAGUUGGCCACAACCAUCCUGCAGAAGAUCAUUCGAAAGCAGAAGAGCCGAAGUGAGCAGCAGGUGGAAGACGAGCCCCCGAGCUGCAGCCUGCAGGCAGUGGACAGCGGCGGCAUGGCCUCCCCAGGAGCCCGCCGAGCUCCCGCCACCCUCUGGCGGUCCCAGUCUGCCUUCUCCAUCACCGGAGACGAGGCCCUGAAGACUUCCUCCCUGGAGACUGUGUCGCGGAAGAAGCUGCGGGCCCGGGGCCAGCACGCAAGGGACGAGUCGGCUCUGCCCAGCUGGAAGAGCGUGGACAGGCUGGAUGACUCUACCCUGGCCCCGGUUCUGCAGAGCCCCGAUGGGAACUGGGUAGCAGUAAAGGAUGGCACUCUGCCCCCCAUCCGCCUGCUGGCCAAGCCCAAGAGUGGGACAUUUCAAGCCCUGGAGGUAGCCUCCAGUGUGACGUCUGCCUAUGACGAGAUGGGCUCCGACAGCGAGGAGGAAUUUGACUGGGGCGAAGCCCUGAGCAAGCUGUGUCCGCGGCCCCGGGGCCGGCCCAGGAACCCCCAGGCUCAGGGCUCUGCCGGCCCCUCAGCUGCCUCGCCCUGCUCCAGGAUGUCCCCCAACCCCGAGACCAUGUGCUCUGACUCCGAGACCUCCUCGGCGGGCUCUUACCGGGAAGCAGCGUGCCGGGCCAGGCUGUCCUGGCUGCAGAGGAAGGCUCCCAGAAACCCGGAAGCUGAGAAGAUGCGCCUCCAGGGAGAGCUGGAUGUGAACUUCAACCCCCAGGUGGCCAGUGGGGAGACCUCAGACAGCAGCGAGCCGGAGGAGGCCUCUCAAGCCGCAGACCGGUGGACCAGGAGGUGGAGAAGGGUGCGCAUGGGCUCAGAGGACCUAAGCAAAGAACCGCCCUCCCCCAGCGCCCACACCCAGGAUCUGCAUGCACACCAGGUGUCGGGUGAUAUAUCAGAGACUGAUGGCAGCAACGAGGGUCAGCGCCCCUGGACGGGCCCGGACGCCACGGAGGAGAUGCUCAGAAACAGGCUAUACGAGUUAGCGAUGAAAAUGAGUGAAAAAGAGACUUCCUCCGGGGAGGACCAGGAGUCUGAGCCCAGGACGGAGUCCGAGACCCAGAAGGAAAGUCUGUCUUCCGAGGAGAACAGCCGGAGUGUCCAGGAAGAGCUUAAGAAGAAGUAUUCUGCUGUUUCUCUCUGCAACAUCUCCACAGAAGUCCUCAAAGUCAUCAACGCCACAGAGGAGCUCAUAGCAGAGUCUGCAGGGCCCUGGGAGUCCCCACCCGCCCCUCCUGACAGAGAGAAGGGCACGUUUCCUCUCGGGACAGACCAAGUGCGACUGGAUGAGCAGCUGACUUCCCUGGAAGAGAAUGUCUACCUGGCAGCAGGCACUGUGUACGGGCUGGAGGGCCAGCUGAGUGAGCUGGAAGACGCCGCGCGUAGCAUCCACAGUGGCACUGAUGAGACGCAACUGGCGGAGCUGGAGGACCAGGUGGCCACAGCUGCAGCCCAGGUGCACCAUGCUGAGCUCCAGAUUUCGGACAUCGAGAGCCGGAUUUCAGCCCUGACCAUUGCAGGCUUGAACAUCGCGCCCUGUGUGCGCCUCACAAGAAGACGGGAACAGAGGCAAAGGAGCCAGGUUCACACCAUAGACACAUCAAGGCAGCAAAGGAGGAAGUUGCCUGCCCCGCCAGUGAAAGCGGAAAACAUUGAGGCAUCUUCCAUGAGCACCACUAAAACAUUUAACCGCAAUUUCAUUCUCCAAGGCUCCUCCACAGAUAGGACUAAGGAACGGAGAAGCACCUCUGCAGAGCUGAUGGAGCCCACUCUGGAGUCUGCUGUGAUGUACUAAGCCCACGGAACCCCACUGCCAGUGACCCACUGCCUCUGGCCGUACACGACAGUGCCUUGACCCAACAGCCAUCGAAUACUGUAUGGAUUUCCACCUUUGGGAGGGCCUGGGGAGGUCACGGGGCUGUCCUGAUACCUCGCCCAGAAAGCAGUUCUGGACCCCAGCAUCGCGCGGUCAGGCCUACUCUCUGCCUUCAGCUCCCAAGGGAAUCCAGGACCGAAAAUCAAGACGCUGGCUUCCAGCAGCCAAGCUCCACAUUCAAAGGACGCGUCACUUCCCUGUCCGCUUUGCUAGUGCUAUUGUCUUUAAGAUCUUUUGUUUUGAUCCCUCUGUUAACUAGCAUUCCAUGUCAACCAUUUAUCCAAAGGAAAACGGUUGGGGGGUGGUGGAGAGGGACCGGCACAGGGAAGGGAGGUAGGCAUUCUGUACUUCCUAACCUCGCACAAGCAUCUCUGUCUUACACAUGCUAAGGGGAAAAGUAAAACUGCCCCUGUGCAGUAAUAUCAGUCCUCCACCACCACGGAUGCGGUCUCCCUUCAGGCAGCUCAUUCCCACAAAGCUCUUGGCAUCUAACAGAGAGCUCUGACUCAGCCAUCCCACGCCCAGCCCUACCUGAACCGACGUCGCAUUAGGGAGUUAGGGCCCUGCCGCAGACUUACUGUCUCCCCACUGUGAAGGAAAGGCCGCCACCAGCUCACCUGGAGGGUGCUGCCCAGAAUCAACAUGGCGUGGUCUAGCAAGGACCACACCUCAAAGAGGUCUGGGCAAAUGCUUAACUGCAGAAUACUAACACCCGAUGAAAGAUGUCCCCCAUCAAUAGUCAGCAAGAUAGCAGAAUGACGUUAGAAGACAGCCUUAGAAAAUGGAUAAGUAUGAAAAAAUGAAGGAUAAACUGGACUUAAGGGACUCAGAGCUGAUACGUGUGUGGUCUGUCUGGCCCUGUCUCAAAGGCAUCACUGUUUCGAGCGUGUUUAUAAAAACCAACUUUGUUUUCUCCUGGUAUAUUCUAAAUCAGAGGAUGAAGCAAGGUAGGAUAGGAAGCAAGGCAACAGCGUGACUGAUGGCUUUAAGGAGAUCAUGUUUUGCCCCUUUGAAUCCCAGUAAAAGCAUAUCCACUCAGUAACCCCAUUUUUCAGAUUUGAUAACUGUGACAGCCAGAGAGAUUAACUUACCAAAACCAUACAUUUCAGCUUGUUAUCACUGGAUACCUCAUAAAAGCCUAGCCCUGUGUUCUUUUGCUGCUGUGUACAUUUCCAAACCUGAUUUGCAGCCAACUGUAUAUCCUGAUCAUCUCAGAUUGGGGGGGGGGGGUCCAUAUAUCUUCCAGGAACACCCUUGCUGAUGCUGUGUAUGUGUUACCCAACAGAAAUGACAACUCUGAAAUAAGGACAACUUUCUUUUUGUUCUGUCAGUGUGAUUCAAAGCAAAACAAAAAAAUUUUAAAAACACAACGAAAAAGAUCUGACUUCCAAAUAGAAUGUUUCCUUUAAGAGGCAUGAAAAGCAACUAUUGUUGUGUUACAGUGUUAAAAAUAUUCAGUUUUGACAAAAAAAUGUGUACUGUGUAAGCCUUGCAAAAAAAAAAAAAAAGCCUGCUCUAUGGCAUUUGAAUUUUUAUAAAGAUUUCCUUGUGCCAAAUAAGUGCAAAGAUUUAAUUUACUAUUAGAAACCAUAAACAUGUUAUAGUUCCAGAAAAAUUAUUUUGUCAUCAAGUGAUUUUGAUCUCUAGUGUCAAUAUUUAUAUUUAGAUUAAUUUUUAUAAAUGAAAAUAUUUUAAUGGUUUAAGAAAAUGAAUAGGAUAAUAACUUUGAUGACUUCUGAAAGUUACGCUUGCCUUCAUGUUAUAUGCACAUUACCAAGAAUUCCUGUCAAGAAAAAUGAUAAAGAAAGAAAAGUCAUUUAUGAAAGUAAA